Molecule: messenger RNA, 1266 nt
Organism: Neltuma alba
Lineage: Eukaryota; Viridiplantae; Streptophyta; Magnoliopsida; Fabales; Fabaceae
Product: vinorine synthase-like
Exons: 1
Coding region: 1-1266 (421 amino acids)
Source: RefSeq, a predicted model, not a curated record
AUGGUGAAACCAUCGUCUCCCACACCUCAACAUCUUCGUCAUUACCAUCUCUCCUUCAUCGACCAGAUAACUCCCCAAAUCAACAAUUCUAUGGUCUACUUCUUCAAUGCCGAUGAUGUCACAGACAAAUUUAACAUCAACGAAGCUUCCGAUGUUCUCAAGAAAUCAUUAUCUCAAGUCUUAACCCACUACUACCCACUCGCCGGAAGACUCAUAACCAACAACUUAGUCGUAGACUGCAACGACGAGGGUGUCCCUUACGUAGAAACCAGAGUCAGGUGCCACCUCAGCACCGUCAUCGGCAACCCGUCUCCGGCCGACGUCAGCAAACUGCUUCCCUACGACAUGGAUGAAAUCGUCGAUACAGUCCUAGGUGUCCAAUUCAAUGUCUUCGAUUGCGGCGGAAUAGCCGUCGGUGUAAGCCUCUCCCAUAAGAUCGCCGACGCGCUGUCGUAUUUUGAGUUCAUCAAGAGCUGGGCAGCCAUGACACGCGGCGAAUCACAGCCAAUAAAAACCCACUUUCAAUCUUCCUCACUCUUCCCGACAAAAGACUUGUUAGGAUACGACCCGAAUUCACACAUCGGAAACCACAAAAUCGUGGGAAAGCGGUUCGUAUUUGAAGCAUCGGUAAUAGAAUCUCUGAGAACAAAAUAUUCAAGAAAGGUCAUUGAAGAAGGCCUAAAACCUCCUUCAAGACUAGAAGUGUUAUCAACUUUCUUAUUGAACCGGUUUAUUGCUUCAACUAAAGAAGAAGGGGACAAGAAAAAGAUUGACAUGGUGACAUCCACAGUGAAUCUACGCACAAGAAUGGAUCCUCCAUUGCCAGAAUAUGCGUUCGGGAACUAUUACUGGUAUGUUCAAAUGUUUUCAACGUUAGAUGAGAAAGGAGAGAACAACGACGACUUGGGAAGACAGUUAAAAGAAGAGAUAAACAAAGUGGACAGCGAUUUUAUUGUGAAGCUUCGGGAAAGCAAAGAAUGGAAUCCUAAUAGAGAAGAUAUGGCUAAAGCUAUUGAGAAGGGUGAGUUGGUGCCUGUUACCUUCACUUCACUGUGUAGGUUUCCCGUGUACGAGGUUGAUUUUGCAUGGGGUAAUCCUACGUGGACAGGACCGCCUACGUGGAAAUUCAAGAAUGUAAUUGUUUUUAAAGACACCAAGUCAGGUGGAGGCAUUGAGGCGUACGUCAACUUGACGAAGGAUGACAUGGCUAAAUUUGAACGUGAUGAGGAGCUUCUUGCUCACGUUUCUACAAAGGGGUUGAAAUAA